AAGAGAGUAAGAAGCAGGCGCUGGCAGCGAAGAGGAGAAACGCAAGGAGAAACGCAAGAAGAAGAAAGAGGAGCAGAAGAAGAAGCAGGAGGAAGAGGAGGAGGUCAAGGUGCAGGAGGAGUUCCCCGAGAUGCAGGACCAGGAGAAAGACUCCAGCGAAGAGGCUGAGGUGCCCAUCGACCCCCCCAGCGCCACCACCACCACCACCAUCGGCAUCCUGGCCACCUCGCCCACGUUCUCCAGCGCCUUCGGCAAGAAGCGCUCCAGCCUGGGCCGGCGGGCUCCGCCGCCCGCAAGAGCCGCAAGAGCACGGCUCAGCCCUGCGCCGGCCUGCCCCUGCCCCUGCCCCUGCCCCUGCCCCUGCACGACCACCAGGUGGCGCUGGCGCUGGCCCGGCAGCGGGCCGACAGGAACAAGGUCCCGGGCGAGCCGCGGGGAGGGGGGGGCCCGGGGGGGGCCAGCGACUCCGACAACCUGGACAGCGAGAGCAGCGGCUACCUGCCCGACCUGCCUUCAUCCUCCUCCUCAUCCUCGUCUUCAUCGUCCUCCUCCUCCUCCUCCGGCCCCGCCCACGCGCCCCCGCCCGCCCCCGAGAAGAGGCAGCUCCCUCCCCUGCAGGUCACCCUGUCCAUCUCCAAACCGCCCAGACUGCAGGACUGCGUGAGCGACCUGCACCCAGCUCCCUGCCCUCCCCCUUUAAGACCAUGUCCCUGCCCGGCGGCCCCCCCGUUGGCCCCCCCGGCGGCAAGAUCAGCCUGGCCAGCCCCAAGCGGGGACCCAAGAGAGAGGACGGCUGGAAGGAG
Messenger RNA from Conger conger (European conger), 803 nucleotides. Its product is annotated as WAS/WASL-interacting protein family member 3-like. The record is from RefSeq and is a predicted model, not a curated record. NCBI's taxonomy places the organism in Eukaryota, Metazoa, Chordata, Actinopteri, Anguilliformes, Congridae. The coding region runs from base 131 to 664 and encodes 177 amino acids. The transcript has 3 exons.